Serpula lacrymans var. lacrymans S7.9 is the source of this 2177-nucleotide messenger RNA. RefSeq names its product glycoside hydrolase family 79 protein. NCBI's taxonomy places the organism in Eukaryota, Fungi, Basidiomycota, Agaricomycetes, Boletales, Serpulaceae. The record is from RefSeq and is a predicted model, not a curated record. Bases 1 to 1818 code for a protein of 605 amino acids. The transcript has 11 exons.
AUGUCUAUGGUAGCCUCCGAUGUUACCGUAUACGGUCCUUAUAAGCAACAGACCUUAGGUAUCGCUGGAACAGCCACUGCAGCAUCAGCAUCAUACACCGGAUCUGCUGCAUAUAACCCCACCACUCUCACACCACCUCCUGUUCCAAAUCCGCCGCCACCUAGUCAAUUCAACAUUCAGCUCCAGAAUGGUGGUGUUCCUGGGCUAUCAAUACCGCAAAAGGGUUCUUUCCUUGGCUUCAGUGUUGAGUUCAGUGUGGUCACACAAAUCCGUUAUAUCCAUAGCUCUUUCUUACAGGUACCAUUCUUGAACUUGAUGGCUAACAUAAGAGAACGUGCUGGAAGCAUCAACAUCCGUGUCGGUGGUAACACACAGGAUUCGGCCACUCUUGUCAGUAGUAUUGCGGACGGAGCUGAUUUGGAAAAGGACUACUCAGGCAGUACAAACCCUACUGCAACACCUCCAACGAUCUUUACGUCAGAUAUCAUGAAAAUGAUGUUAGGCAUAUCCAAUCUGGUUAACGUCCGCUGGUACAUGGGCUUACCUUUCUAUAACACGUCAAACUUCCGUCUGGAGAUAGCUGAAGCUGGGGAAUCUAUUCUGGGAGAUAAUCUUAUUGGCUUGCAGGUUGGAAACGAGCCUGACCUCUACUCAAGGCACGGUCAUCGUCCGGCUAACUAUGGUCCCAGUGACUACGUGACCGAGUUUGGCCAGCUUGUAACCGCUAUGCAGAAUGACGCUAAUGUCCCCAACCAAGGCCUUCUUAUUGGUCCUAAUCUGGCUGGUGUCUGGUCACCGGAAGAUAUUUGGAAUACUGGGUUUGUGCAGCAAUACAACCAGGAGCUCUCUGCUCUCGCAGUUGAACGUUAUCCAUCAGACAAUUGUUACGCUACAUUUGGCAUCGGUACUCCAAGGACCGGGCAAGAGAUGUUUCCCUCAUACCUGACUCAUCAAUCUGGCAUAGAUAUAGUCUCCUCGUAUCUCAACUCCACAAACUAUGCUCAAUCCGUUGGAAAACCGUUUUUGAUGUUCGAAACCAACACUGCGUCUUGCGGUGGUUUCCCCGGCCUUAGUGACAGCUUUGGGGCAGCAUUGUGGGGAUUGGAUUAUAGUCUACAGAUGGCAUAUUCGAACUUUUCGGGUGCACUGAUGCACGUCAGUGGUCAGGAUGUCUAUUACAACGUACCUCCACCUACUAACCAAUCGACCUUCCAUCAAUGGACCAUUGGACCUAUCUAUUAUUCAGCCCUCGUCAUGGCUGAAGUACUGGGUUCCUCCAAUGCCUCUCAAGUGGUUGAUCUCCAAGCAAACGGUAACAACGAGUUCACUCCAGGCUAUGCAAUUUAUGAACAUGGCCAGCCCAUGAGAGUCGCACUGUUCAACUACGUAUCAGAUCCCACAGGGGCAAGCGAUUACACAGCGAGCAUUUCCAUCAGUGGUGGAAUGGUUCCUGCGCAAGUUAAUGUGAAGUACCUCGCAGCUUCUUCGGUUGCUCAGAAGUAUAACUUCACUUGGGCGGGUCAGACCUUUGGUGACGUCUUUAGCUCUGACGGAAGACCAGUGGGCCAAUUAGACGUCCAAACGGUCACUUGCGACCAGAGCAACAACGUCUGCUCAAUCCACGUCCCCGCUCCCGGCUUUGCUCUCGUCUUCCUGAACGGCCAAGCGUCAUCUGAAUCCGAUUCGGGCGCGACCAUGACGUUCCCUACCACUGCAUACACCAAGACCGAGAACACAGUUACCAUCGAUCAGGCAGUACUCGCAACGUCGAACGACUACAUUCUCGCUUUCCCUGCUUUGCUCGUAGCACAAAGUUAAAUACAUCGUUAGUCUUUGAAGUUGAUACGGAACAUAUUUGGCAGAGAUACAAGUAGGCAUGCAAUAGAAGUACAUUUUGCAUCUUGAGGCUGCUUUGUGUAUGUAAGUAUUCAGCACUGGCACAAAAUCACAGGUGGGUAGGUCAUGCGGUCUCGUCAGUUUUGACCUUUUUGAUAGUCUUGACAGUUGGAACGCCUUGUCCUCGUAGGCCUACAUCCGGGCCACCGUCAGGUUCUACAGCCCGCUUUCUCUUCUCCCCUGCCUUCUCGUCAUCGUGGGUACUUGAGCUAGGCUUAUCGCUAUUUUCCUUUGAGCGCCCUUCACCCCUGUCCCGACCUCCUCCCCGGCCACGUCCUCCA